UCAUUCUUCUGCACUAUCUUCUCCGAAGAGGGAAAUCUCCAGGCACUCAUUCAUCCCGGAUGUCGAGGGUCCAUCACUCUUCCAUCCAGCUCCGGCCCUAGUUUAAUCUACAAUUCCAAAGGGGGAACAUUAUACAACAGCAGAGGCGACCGAGACAGAGUUUUCACGUGGCCCAUUUUCGCUAACAGACUCCCGGAGCCGAUUACCUUGACUUUGAAUGACAAAAUGACAAUAAGAGUGCUGAAUUCGAAUCAGAUUUUUCUCUACUUCAACUACGGAGUGGAAAAAUACAAGAUUAAUUUGACCAAAACAGUGAAGGGAGACCCGUCGUUUCAGAAGGAAAGAGGGGAAAUGUCAAUCUACUUGUUGAGUGACUUAAAAUUCAUCUCCAAAACUGCACGUGAACUUGAGAGCCCAAAGAAGAAGAGCGCCAAGUCCUCCCAAGUAAAAUCUCCGACCAAACGGGGUCCCAGUCAUAGCUCGGCCGAGAUGGGGGGCAGGGGCACAGUUAGGGGCCUGGAUCUUCCAGGGGAGAAAGAGAGGACCAAGUUUGAGAAUGAGUUGCUGUCACUUCAGGUCAAGGUCGAAUAUCUGUUCGAAGAGUGGCUGGAGUUCUACAGGAUUCAUCUCGGAAUCCCAUCUCCGCUCCUCCGCAACCUCUCGACACCUUCCGAUCUUCAGCCACGCUCUGUGAGACGAGGUCUGUCUGCCAGGUCGACUCCUGCAGCCGCAUUGCGGGUCCUGGAAGACCUGAUGCGAGCGAGGAGUCAUUCCGCGGCUGCUAAGUUGAAGUACAUCCCUCGACCUCACUUGACCUCGCAGCAGAGUGGCCGUCUAUCGGCCAUGUCACCUGGGAUGGAGUUGAGUGGUAUCAAAAGGACGGCGUCGGUGCCUCCCAUCAAACUUCUCCAGUACAACUCUGGCCAUGGCGCUUCUUCGCUCGGUGCUUCUUCUGCCAGGUCGAACUUGUUAUCACGUGCUAAGAAUGAAGACGACGAGAAUGAGAAGCAGAACAGGACGAGUAGGACGGCGAGGGAGCUGCGGAAGAAACUCACCAUUGCAAAGACACCUCGCGAAGUGUCAGAGGAACUGGCCCAAGACAAGAAACAGCUAGCGUGUCCCAUAAGUCUCCGUGCCAAGUUGAGCGGUCAGAAAGUGAGCAUGGGUGACUCAUUCAAGUGCUCCUGCUCCCCCUACCACCCCCCUGAAGUGAGGGACACUGAAGUAGACCACUUCAUACAGUACUGCAUCCCCCCUCACCAGAUUCUUGUGGUUGUCGUGGUGGACUGCAUGGACAAAGAAACCUUCCAGGGUAGGGAAAUGUAUGACAAUAUCUACUGCAGGAUGAGCAGAAACAGAACCAGUCCCUGCUUUCAGUCCAAAGUAGACCCCUUCAGGCUGGUGUACUACGACCUUACAAAUGCGAAACUGCCGCCCGACCAGAAACACACUUCAUCGUCUGACUCGCCAGCCUCCGAAUCACUGACGUCAUUACUUCAGUUACGUCACAGAGUACACGCCGGUAUGCUGAUGAUGUUCUGCAGGGGCAUGCUUUUCUUCGCCAACGAGAUUUUCAACGGGUAUGGUGUGUCGAGACACGACUUGUUCAGCCAGAUUGACAGGACAAAACGAGACGUGGACAAGAAUGAUUGGCUGCCGGAUGAUUUCAAGUUCACUCAGACAGUCAAAACUUCAAACAAUGAAGUUUCCAUAACAGUGAUAGACGUGAAUGAAAAAGAGAUGCAACACAUACUAGAUGGUGUGAAAAAAGGAGGCGGAAGAAAAAGAUCACCCAAGUCCAAAUCAGACAGUAGAUCUAAAUCGAGAGAGAAGUCAGCUACAGUUAAAACGUCCCCGGAACGCGCUUUAAAAGCCUGAAACUGAAGUUACUGUAAAAGCUAUGACUAAUAUCUAUGCAAUCUAGAAAAUAAUCAAAUUUCAAAUAAACCAGCUGGAUUAAUUUUAUAGAGAAUGCAGAGCUAAUGCAGGGAUUCAAAAAAAUAGCAAAAUAUUUCAG
This is a messenger RNA of Symsagittifera roscoffensis, 2017 nucleotides long. RefSeq lists its product as uncharacterized. The record is from RefSeq and is a predicted model, not a curated record. Lineage: Eukaryota; Metazoa; Xenacoelomorpha; Acoela; Convolutidae.